Molecule: messenger RNA, 784 nt
Organism: Bolinopsis microptera
Lineage: Eukaryota; Metazoa; Ctenophora; Tentaculata; Lobata; Bolinopsidae
Product: NPC intracellular cholesterol transporter 2-like
Exons: 4
Coding region: 68-517 (149 amino acids)
Biological process (GO): sterol transport
Molecular function (GO): sterol binding
Source: RefSeq, a predicted model, not a curated record
GUAGUUAGUUUAAAAUUCAUAUCCAUUAGCACUAAAAUUAGCUUGUUACCCCGUCUAACUACUACAGAUGGUAUCUCCUCGCACUUUCCUCUUCCUCUUUUUCUCUUUAUGUGUCUGCUACGGUGUUGAUCUGGCUCACAAAGACUGUGGUAGUACGGGUGAAGUGAUCAAAGUCUUUAGUGAGGAUUGUGCUGACCCAGUUUGCAAAGCUAAGAAAGGACACUCCUACCAGAUACAAAUGGAGUUUAAACCGGCCGGACAAGUCACCACUCUCAAAGCUUUGUUAUACGGAGUUAUCUCCGGCAUCCCCAUCCCCUUCCCUCUCCCACAACCGGACGGAUGUGUGGCAUGUGGUAAUGUGUGUCCUAUAAGCGCUGCUACCGACUCUACCUACUCCGCGGCACUGAAAGUGGAGUCAGCGUACCCAGCUAUUAAGAUAGUUUCAAGAUGGAUCCUUCAAGAUCAAGACAGCGUGAAAGUUAUCUGUAUUGAAAUACCUGUGGUAAUCAUUAGCUGAAGCAGUUGCUAAUUAACUUAUAACUUUGGAACUAAAGAUCUUACAUAGAUACUCAUAUCAUAUAUAAUUGUGAUAAUGUGACAUUGUUCUUAUUUCUAGGGGUUGAUUUCCUGUUUACCUGAGAAAACCUUUUAACAAUUCAUUUGAAAACAAGUUUUAGCCAAAACAGUUCACGCAGAAGGAAUGAACGUAAUGUAGAAAUCUAACAGGCUCUUUUAAUUUUGCAACGGGAAACAUAUUUACUUUGUUACAUCUUUUUCAGUAUAU